CUUCGCUCCACCGUUUGUCCAAGUUUCCCUAUCUUUGUUCUCUGUCUUGCAUUCUUUUGUCCCUCUCGUCUCAACAAUCACCUCCUUUACAAGACUGUAACAACGUCUUUUCAUCCUCUGCUUUGUCUGCGUUCUUGAAAGUGUUGGCUAUCGACGCAGGCCUCCGCCACAAACGCGAUCGGGCCUACCAUCACCAAACACAAGCACACUGCAGUGUCCGUCAUGCUUCUACAGGACUCCCUACACACAGAAAGUUAACGACAUCCUUUCUCGGCCCAACUAAUUCAACAUGUCCCUUAAUUCUACCCUCGACCUGGGCGGGAGCACGACCGCGAGCGAGUCCAAGAGUGGACAAACCGCCAGUCAAUUUGCUGCCUCCCUAGUUACCUCCAUAGCCAUCUUCGGCAUCCAAGUGGCUCUUUUCCUCCUCAUCAAAGAUCGAUUUGCUCGAAUCUACCAACCGAGAACAUAUCUGGUACCAGAAAGAGAACGGACGAAACCAACAGAUCCUGGUUGGUGGAAAUGGAUCAAGCCAGUCUUCGUCACCUCCAAUUCCGAAUUCGUGCAGAAAUGUGGUCUUGAUGCAUACUUCUUCCUGCGGUACCUACGCACCCUCCUGAAGAUCUUCGUCCCGGCUGCGAUGGUUAUUUUACCCAUCUUGAUACCCCUGAAUGUGGUAGACGGUCGAGGUGGACGCUACGCUACAGGACGACACGAGAAUUCAACAAAUGUUACUGGACUGGAUCAGCUUGCUUGGGGCAAUGUUGCUCCGGACCAUACUGGACGAUAUUGGGCUCACUGGCUACUGGCCUUGGGUUUGAUUGUCUGGGUCUGUUACGUUGCGUACGAUGAACUACGAAACUACAUACGUAUGCGGCAAGCCUACUUGACAUCGCCCCAGCAUCGAUUGCGGGCGUCAGCCACGACCGUGCUAGUGAGUGCAAUCCCUCAAAAAUGGUGCAACGUGGAGGCCCUGGAUGGUCUGUACGACGUUUUCCCGGGUGGUCUGAGGAAUAUCUGGAUUAACAGAAAUUUCGACGAACUGAGCGAAAAGAUCAAGCGACGUGACAAGCUUGCCGCCACCCUCGAAGCUGCUGAGACGGAACUCAUCAAGAAAUGUUUCAAGAAGAACGAGGAAAAUAUCAAGAAAGCCGACAAAGAAGCCGGCAAAAAGCUCUCCAAGCAGGAAAAGGAACUUCGAGCAACCAUUAGAAAUGAAGAGGGCGAUCAAGCAGCUCAUGGCCAUGGAAUCACGACCGGCAAUCCCCACCAAGUCAACCAUCGUCUUCGUGAUGUCCUCGACGGACCUAGCGACCGUUCCAUGUCGCCAUCUGACGGAGAAGAGGACGUAGUCGAGGAACCCCGACAUACACGUCGCGCUAUCCCGAUCCCUGUCAUCGGUGAGGGUAUAUCAGCAGUCACCCACGGGUUGGACACCAUUGGCAACCGGCUUCUGGGUGGCAUCCGCGGCGUCAAUAAAGGAGUGAAUGAUACCAUUGAUACAACGAAUGGGUUUGUGGCUUCGGAGCCAAAGCAAGCAUCUUCUUCUGACGACGAUGAACCAUCACGCCAACACGAUAAUUCCGGCUCUGGCACUCACAGAAAUGCCUUCCAUCAAGAGAAAAAGCAUCGCGCUCACGAUGCUACGGCAGGGGCGCAACCAGCAGAUGGCGAUCGUGGACGUUCAAAGGAGAAACUCGGGAGAUAUGAUCGACCGUCUAGCCCCAUCUCUCAGUCUAGUACAAUGAGAGAUGAGAAGACCCGGCCGGAGAAGCCGCUAACCAAGUUCGAGAAAUUCAAAAAGGCCAUUGGUCUUGGAUCGGAGGAGAAGGACCCUGUCGACUAUCCGCCUGCGUUUGAAUGGAACUUUGAGCAGGACCCUGAUGAUGCUGUUUGGCGGCGAUAUUUGACAGAAAAGGAUCGUGAGACCAUGAGGCUGCCCAUUUUUGGAUGGCAAUGGAUGCCUUCACUCCCAUUGAUGGGCGAAAAGGUCGACACCAUUCGCUACUGCCGAAAGGAGGUGGCGAGACUCAAUGUCGAGAUCGAGGACGAUCAGGCUCACCCAGAACGGUUUCCACUCAUGAAUUCGGCCUUCAUUCAAUUCAAUCAUCAGGUCGCGGCGCACAUGGCUUGUCAAGCUGUCAGCCAUCACGUCCCAAAGCACAUGGCGCCCCGUAUGGUCGAAAUUGAUCCGAACGAUGUCAUUUGGGACAAUAUGUCGAUGCCCUGGUGGCAACGCUACGUUCGGACUGGUGGUGUCGUCGCUAUCGUCACCGGCAUGAUCAUCCUUUGGGCCGUUCCUGUUGCCUUUACGUCAGCUCUAUCUCAGCUGGAUACGGCGGCAAAGACAUGGACUUGGCUUCAUUGGGUAUUAAGCAUUCCGGCUUGGUUCAGAAGUGUCAUUCAGGGUGUCUUGCCGCCAGCCCUUUUGGGUUUGUUGACCUUCCUGCUUCCUCUCAUCCUACGAUUCCUGUGCAAAGUUCAGGGAAUCCAGUCCGGUAUGCUCGUGGAAAUCUCGGUCCAACGCUACUACUUUGCCUUCCUCUUCGUCCAACUGUUCUUGGUGGUCUCAAUCGCGUCUGCACUCACGCAAUUCUUCGCCCUUUUUACCAGUGUGGAUGGGUUCACAAACAUCCCUGCCUUAUUGGGCACUAAUAUCCCCAAAGCGAGCAACUACUUCUUCUCCUACAUGCUACUCCAGGCACUCUCUGUGAGUGCGGGAGCCCUGGUGCAGGUCGGAUCACUUAUUGGGUGGUUCAUCCUGGCUCCUCUGUUUGACAGCACGGCACGAGCCAAGUUCAAGCGACAAACCGAAUUGUCCAAUGUCAGAUGGGGGACGUUUUUCCCUGUGUACACCAACUUGGCUUGCAUUGGCUUGAUCUAUUCCGUUAUCUCGCCAUUGAUCCUGAUCUUCAAUGUCAUUACCUUCUCAUUGUUCUGGUUUGUAUACCGCUACAACACGCUCUAUGUCACCAGAUUUACCCGCGACACUGGCGGCUUGUUGUAUCCGAACGCCAUCAAUACCACCUUUGUGGGGUUGUAUGUGAUGGAAAUCGCUCUCAUCGGCAUGUUUUUCCUUGUCAGAGAUUCAGCCGGGAGCGUUGCUUGCAGCGGACAAGCCAUCGGCAUGAUCAUUAUCUUGAUCCUCACUGCUGGCUAUCAACUCUUGUUAAAUGAGGCCUUCAGCCCCUUAUUCCGAUAUCUUCCCAUCACGCUCGAGGAUGAUGCUGUUCGACGAGACGAGGAAUUCGCCAGAGCAAUGCAGAACAAGCAGGGGCUCCUGGAAGCUGACAACCAAGUCGAAGACCUAGAAGACCAGCUGGAGCGUAAGGAGCGCCAGUCUAUGGAAGAAGAUCGGAAUGAACAGGAGUACGAGCUUCAACGCAUCAAAGCAGACAGAGACGCGCGGCUCGAGAAGCAGGAAACGCACAAGCCUGAUUUGGAGCCCUCUGAAUAUCAGAACCCCGAAAUUGUCAUGAACCUGGAUCAAGACAGCAGAGGUCUUCGUAUCGCCAAGUCUGUGACUCAAAAAGCAACAGACACCACCAAGCAUCUCGUCGUCCGAAAUUUGGGACGAAAAGAACGCCCCAAGUCAUGGGCCGACCGAGAUAAUGAACGAAAUCGAAGAGCGUCCAAUUUCGGUGAGUGGGAGGAUACUCCCUCGCAAGGCCGUAGCAGAGCGCCCUCGGAAGUUCCUGCGCAGGGUCAUACAACACACAAACGCCGCGUAUCACCGCCCCGAGAUGUAUUUAAUAAAUUGAACAACUUCAACCCCAUCACCGGCACUGAGAAAGACAUCGAAGCGCAGCGUGCCGCCCGCAAUCAGCUUGCCGAUGCUCUCUUUGGAGGCGUCAGUGACGAAUUGGAGGAUCUGACACCCGAGGAGCGCGAUCGAUUAGUGCAGCGCGCUUUCCAACAUAGUGCACUGCGAGCAAGACGGCCCGUGAUCUGGAUCCCGCGUGAUGAGCUCGGCGUUAGCGACGACGAAGUCCACCGCAUGGGACGAUUUAGCUCUCAUAUCUGGGUCAGCAACGUCAGGCAAGGUCUCGAUUCCAAAGGUCGAUGUGUGUACAGCGGCGCCCCGCCUGAUUUCAGCGAGGUCGAUUUGAUACAGCUGUAGGCCAUGCUGAGGGAUGGCGUGUCGAUAUGAUAUUAUGGGGAUAUCUGGGCGGCAAAGAAUGAAUACUUCAACGUAUGGAAGAAGCCGCGAUCUGAUGCUGUUUUCGGUCGAUCGAUAAUCCAGGUUUACUUACGGAGUACUAGCAUCAGCGACGGAGUACGGAACACGAGCUGUGUCUUUAGCUUGCAAGUUGCAAACUGCAAACGGCGGUAUCGUGGCAGGUACUCGUCCUUGCGAACCCCAUGGAAGAUGUACUAUUGAUUAGAAUAUCAUGUCCUUACGACUUAAUGUUAUUGUAUGUGAGAUAAAAUGAAGAUGAU
Exophiala xenobiotica is the source of this 4440-nucleotide messenger RNA. RefSeq lists its product as uncharacterized. The record is from RefSeq and is a predicted model, not a curated record. The transcript has a single exon. Bases 290 to 4120 code for a protein of 1276 amino acids. Lineage: Eukaryota; Fungi; Ascomycota; Eurotiomycetes; Chaetothyriales; Herpotrichiellaceae. Gene Ontology annotation, cellular component: plasma membrane. Gene Ontology annotation, molecular function: calcium-activated cation channel activity.